Messenger RNA from Diversispora eburnea, 303 nucleotides. The record is from the annotation of a GenBank genome assembly. NCBI's taxonomy places the organism in Eukaryota, Fungi, Glomeromycota, Glomeromycetes, Diversisporales, Diversisporaceae.
CCUCAAACGUCCGGAAAUCAGAUGUCACAACCACAGCCUCCUUAUACUCUUGGUCUGAGCCCCUAUAAUCAAUAUAGUGGAAUUGCUAAUGGUAUGGCAUUGAGUACAGGCGGAAUUGCAGCUCCACAAUAUAUGUCACCCGGUUAUCCUCAAUAUAACCAACAGGCUCAUUUGAACCAAUAUGCAACACCGAAUAAUACUUAUAUGCAACCAGCCACAGCAGGUUAUUGGCAACCCUCGAACACUACUACGAACGGUAACAAGGUUCCACAAUAUCCAAACCAAUCACCCGAAAAGAAAUAA